Molecule: messenger RNA, 740 nt
Organism: Alnus glutinosa
Lineage: Eukaryota; Viridiplantae; Streptophyta; Magnoliopsida; Fagales; Betulaceae
Product: cell wall / vacuolar inhibitor of fructosidase 2-like
Exons: 1
Coding region: 30-560 (176 amino acids)
Molecular function (GO): enzyme inhibitor activity
Source: RefSeq, a predicted model, not a curated record
CGUACGUUACUCGCUACUUCCUUCAUUAUAUGAUAUCAAUGGAGUUCUCCCAUGGUCGCGCAGUAAUGGUGCUUCCUCUUUCCUUGCUCCUUUUACUCCAUUCUCUAUCCCCAACAAAUGCCGCAACGCAACUGGUUAUAGGCGUUUGCAAGCAAACUAUAAACUACAUCAACUGCGUGGAAGCUUUGGAAUCCGAUUCCCGAACUCCGUCGGCGUCGAACCUCAAAGAUCUCGCUAAAAUAGCUCUUGGCUUAGCGCUAUCCAAUGCAACAGAAAGCAAAUCUUAUAUCGACGGUUUGCUCAAGAAACACCGCACCGCACCCGUUGAGAAGUGCUCCUUUUGGUACGAAGCGGUGGUGGCGUCGUUCCGGAGUUCACUGAACGAAUUGGAGGAAGACGCUUCGACGGCGAACUAUGAUGCAAAAAUCGCUGGGGACUAUGCCAUUAGCUGUGAAAAAGAGUUGAGUACUGGUCAGGUUCGAAUUCGAGCAAUUUCGACAAGAAACAACUACGUGUUGUUAUACAGUAGCAUUGGGUUUGUAAUUACAAAUCAGCUUUGAGUUGUUCUUGUUAGAAGUGGUUUAUUUUAAGUCAUUCUAGGGGAAUAAAAGAAAAUUACUUCUUGUUUCUUUAUGUUUUAUGUUUUUUUGGUCUUUUCAUAAGGAUAGGAAAUGUUGGAGAUAAUGUCUUUUUCAAAGCAACACAUAAUAAAAUAAUAAGUACUUUGCCUUCUACUUUAA